AUGUGUCAAGGAUGUGUGGAAAUUGCGGGGGAGAACAUUCUAGUUUACAAAAGGCAUGUCCAGCCUUUGGAAAGAUUUAUCAUAACUGUUGAAAGGAAAACCACUUUGCUCGAGCCUGUCGAUCUAAAUCAGGACCAGUGUAUUAAUAAACAAGCAUUUCAAGUUGAUGAAAUCGUAGAUGACAUGGACGAUUUUUUCAUAGAAACUGUGAAAAAUCCUAGCGGCGAUGACAACUGGAGCAAAAAUAUUAUAAUCAAGGUUACACUUGACACUGGCACUCAAUGCAAUGUUAUGUCACACGAUGUUUACAAUACUAUUGUCCAAAAUAACAUUGCUCAAGACAACAACUCUCUUAUUGUCGCAUCGAAUGCUAGAUUGGUAAUUUUCCAAUUGGAAAAGCAAGAUUCCAAUGUCAACACAAGAAUGUGA
Paramuricea clavata is the source of this 429-nucleotide messenger RNA. NCBI's taxonomy places the organism in Eukaryota, Metazoa, Cnidaria, Anthozoa, Malacalcyonacea, Plexauridae. The record is from the annotation of a GenBank genome assembly.